CCCGACCUGCCCUACGCAAAGCAACGCUUCAAGCACCUUUCCUUUCGCACCAAACCAUACACAACAGCCAUUAGCCAUUGUGCAUUAUCCAGCAAUCACGAUGGGUAUCUGGGAAACUUUCUCCGAAAUUGUGGACGCCGUUGCGCCCUGGAGCGUUGUAGAGGCCGAAGCCCCUGCCGAGGAAACUCAGCCCGCCGUCGAGGCCGAGACCAAGGAGGAAGAGCCCGUUGAGGAGGCUGCCGAGGAGACCGAGGAGGCUGAAGAGGCCGCUGAGGAGGAAGAGGAAGAGGAGGAAGAGGAGGACGAGGACGAGAUUGUCGACCCCAAGGACGUCAUUGAGGAAGAGUGCAAGAACUCCGCCCAGUGCGCCCCCGCCAAGCACCACUUCGAUCACUGCGUCGAGCGCGUCCAGGAGCAGGAGAGCCAGGGUGAAGUCAAGGAGGACUGUGUCGAGGAGUUCUUCCACCUCGCCCACUGCGCUACCGCCUGCGCCGCCCCCAAGCUCUGGGCCAAGUUGAAAUAAACACCAUAUUCCCCCCCUUUUUACCAACGAAAAAAAGCCUACGAAAUCCACGAUAAGAAGGAGUAUGGCAGAUCUGGGCUCGAUGUUGGUGUAUUCGGCAAGUGGAUAUACUGGGCGAUGCUUCACUUCGAGAACCGCAGCUGUAGGAGCAUGAGGAGAGCCGGGAACAAAAAGAGAGGGUUUGAUGGGUGGAUUGUGUAACAAGUCUCUUGUACGCCCUCUUGCAUAGAAGGGCGCGUGGAGGGUCCCGUUUUGAGUGGCUGCCAUUUGCAUACAGCCUCUGCUGGACGAGGGCCCUCGGGUGUAGCUCAUUUUCCCUUUGUACCAUACGCGUCAGCGCCUUUUACAAUAGAAGUCAUCAUUUUUGUUCAUU
Messenger RNA from [Torrubiella] hemipterigena, 896 nucleotides. NCBI's taxonomy places the organism in Eukaryota, Fungi, Ascomycota, Sordariomycetes, Hypocreales, Clavicipitaceae. The record is from the annotation of a GenBank genome assembly.